Molecule: messenger RNA, 1935 nt
Organism: Mus caroli (Ryukyu mouse)
Lineage: Eukaryota; Metazoa; Chordata; Mammalia; Rodentia; Muridae
Gene: Jdp2
Product: Jun dimerization protein 2
Biological process (GO): regulation of transcription by RNA polymerase II
Cellular component (GO): nucleus
Molecular function (GO): DNA-binding transcription factor activity, RNA polymerase II-specific; RNA polymerase II cis-regulatory region sequence-specific DNA binding
Source: RefSeq, a predicted model, not a curated record
CUCCUUCAUUCACCGCAUGGCUUCAGGACGUCAGGACGCUUUGGUGGACAGUGGGUAGGGAUUAAGGCUUCCAAACGCCUUAAACCCCCGCCCAUGCUCCUCCGCGAAAAACAAAACAGGCUUGCGAGAUCCUGCAGCGUCCGAAGACACCACUGCGCGGAACCCUCGCUCUGGAUUUGGGGGAGAGCGCACCGGACGGAGGAGGAUGGUUCGGCGUGGGCUGAGCUGGAAGGGGUUCUCUGCUCAUCCGGCCGCCGCCUUCGCGUCGCUGCCUCCCGGGCUGUGUAGCAUUUUGGGGGUGGCAGCCGCAAGGCCGAGCAGGGGAUGCGCUUACAUAACCGCUCGCCGUGUCCUGCUGCCUCGCGCUCUCGGGAGCCGCGGGCGGGGCGCGCCGCCGGACCGCAAUGCUGCCGGGACCAGCGCGGCGGGGCCCGGGCCGGCCCCGCAGGCGGAGGAGCGCGAGCAUCGGCGGGAGGAGGGCGCCGGCGGCGGGGGAGGUGAAGCCCCUCCAGGCCGGCCUACCACUCCUCCUGCUAUGAUGCCUGGGCAGAUCCCAGACCCUUCAGUGACCGCAGGCUCUCUGCCAGGGCUCGGCCCCCUCACCGGACUUCCCAGCUCUGCUCUGACCACAGAGGAGCUGAAAUACGCUGACAUCCGCAACAUUGGGGCGAUGAUUGCGCCCUUGCACUUCCUGGAGGUGAAACUGGGCAAGAGGCCCCAACCCGUGAAGAGUGAGCUAGAUGAGGAAGAAGAGCGGAGGAAAAGGCGCCGGGAAAAGAACAAAGUUGCUGCAGCCAGAUGCCGGAACAAGAAGAAGGAACGCACGGAGUUCCUGCAGAGGGAGUCAGAGCGGUUGGAGCUCAUGAACGCAGAGCUGAAGACGCAGAUAGAGGAGCUGAAGCUGGAGCGGCAACAGCUUAUCCUGAUGCUCAACCGCCACCGCCCCACCUGCAUCGUGCGCACAGAUAGCGUCAGGACGCCCGAGUCCGAAGGCAACCCACUGCUGGAGCAGCUGGACAAGAAGUGACUGAAGGCCUGGAGGAGGCAUCAGAGGAAGAGGAGGAAGGGGAGGAGCAGCAAAGAGGAAGAGGAGGAGCAAGGUGACGGAGGGCCCCUCCCAGGCACGUGACAAACUCUAUGAUGAGGCUUAGCAUAACUAGCCUCCAGCUGGCUCUUUUUUGAAACUCAGCCCUGCCGCGCAAGAGCAAGAGCGGACUGAAGAAACCAGAGGGACCAGGUGCUGAGACCAAGGUUGACCCGCAGAUAGGUGCUGUCCUCCAGGGCCCAGCUUGAAGAACACCUGAGCCAGAGAGGUGCCAAACCAGGUAGCAGCCUCAGGCACUCCUUUGGCCUCUCUGCCAAGACCCCCACCCAGGGGACUACUGAGCAGCCAAGAAAAGCCAUGCAUUGCAAACACAGUGUGGCCCGCGGAUGGAACUCAGCAUAGACUGCAAUCCACCUCCCCAGCCCUGCCCAAGCCCAGUGGAAGGGGGUGCACUGUGGGGCUGCAAUGACCCAGCUGGAGUUGGCUGCGGCACAGAGGCGCGGGCGCCCUUCCAAAGCACAUACUCAAUCAAUGAAUGUUUACAGACUGGCUGUCCUGGCGGGGCUUCCAACUGCACACGGUUUUUAUACUUUCUUUCUUUUUCUUUUUUUUUUUUUUAAUAUUUUUUACAAAAAAAAAGAUUUUAUACAAGCAAUAUAUAUAUAUAUAUAUAUAUAUGGAUUUCUAUAAUCACCGAUGUGACACAGUACAAAUAUGCUAUGGUCUGUUAUGGACAUCCACCCACCAGUUAAGGCCAUUGUAAUUCCUAAGUACUGUAGGCUCUGGGUGUUGGGGGGGUGGCCAGGCGGGUGAGGUACAUUUCCAUCCUUGUAACCCCUUCCUAGUACCCAGUCCUGUAUCGUUCAGUAAACAUUGCUCUUAAUUACCCA